UAUGCGGGGCCCCGGAAAUGCCUGCUCAACGCUAACCCAAUGAACUUCAUUUCGACAUGUGGAAGAAACAUUCUCCAGGUUAGGAUGAACGUUUACCGCAUCAUGCUGGUACGUCUUGAAGCUUGUUCUGCAUACCUAUAAAUCCAAGAUGUCCGGACCUCGACCUGGGCAGUUCACUUUAUCCCGUCAAAAUGUCGAUCUUGAAGGUGUCUCAGUUGAUCGCUCUUUUGUCGACGUUGGCUCAGUGCCAUCCGACUAGCGGAGGGCAUAAGGAGCUCUUGGUACAUACCGGCUCUUUCACUGUUCAAGGAGUGGCAUGGCCAAACUCGACUGAUGUUUCCUUCUGGGGCAACAUUCCGUACGCCGAACCCCCAAUUGGCGAACUUCGGUUCCGACCACCAGUCACCAAAAGUGCCACAAACAAGACAAUCGAUGGAUCAUGGUUUGGCCCGUCUUGCAUACAGUACAGCAACGGCCAAAAGACCGUAUACUCGGAGUACCUCAAGGGCUUCCUUCUCACUCCGGGCCAGGUGCAGAGCGAGGACUGUCUGACGCUGAACGUUUGGGCUCCCUCAAAGAAGCGAGCGAGCGAGAAGCUGCCAGUUAUGAUUUGGAUACAUGGUGGUGGGUUUACAUCGGGUGGAGCUGCGAGUCCCUAUAAGUAUGGAGAUCGUCUCGCGAAAGAUCAGAAUGUUAUUGUGGUAGCCCUCAACUACCGACUGAACAUCUUUGGAUACCCCAAUGCUGCAGCACUAGACGGAAGGCACCUCAACCCCGGUCUGCUUGAUCAGCGCAAGGCAGUUGAGUGGACCUACAACAAUAUCGCUGGCUUUGGUGGAGACCCAGAACGCAUGGUCCUGUUCGGUCAAUCAGCUGGAGGUAUGGCUGUCGAUAAAUAUGCCUAUGCCUACCCUGAAGACCCGAUUGUCAAGGGUUUCAUUGCACAGUCAGGCACAUCAUCAGGCGGCGCCUCCAAUGACCCAACCAACUCGAACUUCACCUACCUUGCUUCCCAGGUCGGAUGUACGGACACCGGUAAUGACGAGAUCUUCUCCUGUAUGCAGAAAGCAAACGCCACCGCCAUCAUUGAGGUACUGAACAAGUACAACGCGACUGCGAACGGCGGCAGGGGUCUAUCAUUCAACCCAUCGCCGGACAACAUCACGAGCUUCUCGAACUACACCGACCGUCAGCUUCGCGGACGGUUCGCAAAAGUCCCGACCAUCUUGGCACAAGUCAACAAUGAAGGUGCUUCGCUGGUUGCCUACGUUCCAUCUGGACCAAACCAGACUGCAGUAGACGCUUUCACACGCAACAUCGCUACCUGUCCUGGUGCAAAGGGAGCUCUUGCGCGAAAGACGUACAACGUGCCCGUAUGGCGCACUCGGUACUUCGGAGAAUGGCCGAACCUGAAUCCCCUCCCAUGGCUUGGAGCUUACCACUCUUCCGACAUUCCAAUGGUGUUUGGCACUUCCGACCUUCUGGGGCCCGACACGCCUGCUGAGGCGGCGACGUCGAAGUACAUUCAAGAUGCUUGGGCAGCCUUUGCGCGGGAUCCAGAGAAAGGCAUUACAUGGGCUCAAUAUGAUCCGAAUGCGGACACACUUGUCAAGCUCGGCUUCGAGAACAACACGCAAGCUGUGUAUGGACCCGGUGAUGAGUUCGAUGCGCUGUGCUAGGACAUGAUAUAAUAGAGUCAAUGUACUAUUUCCAAAAGUAAUCUAUGAACAAGGCC
This is a messenger RNA of Boeremia exigua, 1735 nucleotides long. RefSeq names its product Alpha/Beta hydrolase protein. The record is from RefSeq and is a predicted model, not a curated record. The transcript has 3 exons. Bases 192 to 1679 code for a protein of 495 amino acids. NCBI's taxonomy places the organism in Eukaryota, Fungi, Ascomycota, Dothideomycetes, Pleosporales, Didymellaceae.